UGGAGGAUAUGACUCGCGGUGACGCGAAGUAGAGAAGAAAAAGCGAAAGGUUUUGGGUCUGGGGAACCUUUACUCGCAGUGACAGGGCAGCGACCUUCAUCAAAUAAGUUUGUUUUUGUUUAAAAUGUCGCUGAGCGCGACUUGCGAGUCUGUUGCUCAGAAAAGGAGCUUGUCGAGUCUCCUCGCGGGUCAUGUGAUGAAGAGACCGAGGCAGGGCGAUGGGCAGCAGCUACAAGAGGCUGCAGUCCAGCUGUUGGAAACACAGCAGAACCUCAGCAGUCUGCUCCGAGAGGUCGGGGAUCUAAAUCCACCUGCUUCCAACAGCAGUGUGUCUGGUGAAGCCCAGCAAGCUGCGUCGCAGAAGAUCCCAACCCUCAUUUCAGGUGCUCUGAUGGCGUCUGAGUUGCGGCGUCAGGCGGCGCGGCUGGGCGUCCCAGUGACAGCGCUGUCGGUGAAAACCAUCCUGGAGCGACUGAAGGAGAUCACUGGCACUCCAGCUGAGGAGGGGGACGAGGGAAGGAGGCCAGUUCUCACCUCAUCUCAGAGAGUCAAACUUGGCGUGCUGAUGGAGUUCAGCAGGGAUCUUCUCACUCAAGGAGCACUCUGCCCCAGGCUUCUGUGGACGGGCUACAGGCAGGAGCAGGAGGAGCCACACCUGGAGGUGGUGCAGCACCUUCACCGCCACAGUCUUCUCACCCUGAAGGAGAUUUUAGAGAGUGAUGAAGGUGUGAGGUGGUGGCUGCUGCCUCGUGUGAAGGCCCUGUGCUGUUGGGCUCCUCCACAGGAGGAUGACAAGAAGGUCCAACGUCAGCUGUUGAUCACUGUGGUUGGAGUGUUGGUGGAAACUGGCUUCAGGUGGAGUGACGAGCCGACGGCGGCCAACAAGAAGACGCUCCUCCUCAGCCGCUCCGUCCUGGACGACAUGCUCUUCUGGCUCCUGGACAGCCUGGACACCACGCCUCAGUCGACCCCAGCAGGAGCUCAGCUCUGGUCGGAGCUCUACGACGCGUCUCUGUGUGAAGCGGCCGUGUCUCCUGAUGCCUUGCAGAACUUCUUCACUCACUCUCUGACUCAGACGCUCACCUACAAGCCUCAGCUCACAGUGUCAGACACCGUCACGCUGCAGAACCAGUGGACUUUCCCAAAAACCAGUCGCCUGUUGACGUCUCUUUUCCGCAGACUGGCUGUGACCUCCGACGUGGAGCAGCUGCUGCGGCGCCUGCAGCAGGUGUUGGAGACUCACGAGGUGAACUGGAAACACGUGCUGUGCUUCCUCUCCACUCUGCUGGUCUACAGCUGCUCCACCCAGGGCUGCCUCAGAGAGCUGUUGGCCAAACUCCUCACCUCUGCUUUCGAGAGCUACGACCUGGAGAACAUGAUCACCGCCUUUCUGCUGGCUCGCCAGGGCGCCCUGGAGGGUCCCGCCGUCUUCCUGUCCUACAGCGAGUGGUUCAAGGUGUCCUUCGGAGGAGCCAGCAGCUGCCAUGCAAACUCCAAGAAGUCGCUGGUCUUCCUGCUGAAGUUUCUGUCGGACCUGGUGCCCUUUGAACCUCCACACUACCUGAAGGUCCACAUCCUCCACCCGCCCUACGUUCCCCUGAAGCAUCGCGCCAUCCUCAUGGAGUACGUCUCUCUGGCCAAGACCAGACUGGCCGACCUGAAGGAGUCCGUGGAGGAGAUGAGUCUGUACAAUGACGUCUCUGCCUCGGGUGCAACUCAAGAUCAGGCCGUCCAGGACGUGGAGAAGGCUGUGACUCUGUUCGAGAGCACUGGGAGGAUCUCCGCCACCAUCAUGGAAGCCAGUAUUUUCCGGAGGACUUACUUUCUCACUCGGUUUCUUCCUGCUCUGUUGAAGCCUCGACUGCUUCCUGGGAAGCCAGACGCUCGGAUGAGUUUCAUCGAGGCGCUGCAGAAGGCGGAUAAGAUCCCAGCAGCUCAGCACACAGCAUAUGCCGAGGCCUGCCAGAAGCUGAGACAUGGAGACGGAGGCUCAGCGUGUGGCAGUUCUCUCGAUGGUCCCCUGCAGGUUCUGCACCUCCAGCUGGAGGAGCUCCGACAGCUGGUGAAGGCCAGCGAAGCAGAGAUGUCAGCCCAGCUCUCCAGGGUCGCCCACACGCUCUGCUCCAUCUUUCCGGAGCGACCCGAGGACCUGACGGGCCGGAGAGUGACGCAGCUGCCCACAGACUCGCCUCCGUCCUCGCCGCUCCACCUGAAGGCCGUGGACAUGGUCCUCAGGGUCUUCUGCCAGUGCUUGUUGGACGCAUCCCGGACAGACCCUCCUAACAAGCAGAGCGACUGGGCUUCCACCUCUCUGUGCUUCCUGCUGAGCAACACUCAGCUGCUCUCCAGCCUGCUGCACAGACUCUGGCAUCUCCUGCACCACCAGGGCUCAUCUCUGGAGGCCUCCCACCUGCUGGGCCUGGCAGCGCUCCUGGUCCACCUCCAUGUCCUGGUGACCUCUCCGGUCCAGCUCUGCCCUCCCAGCGUGCCCGGUCUGGUCUCGGUCUCUGAGGCUCUGGCUUCUGCCCUGAGCUGCAGAACAUGUGGCGACAUGCUCUUCAGCGUCAGAGUGUGUGUGGCAGCUGCGUGUUAUGGAAUGUGUCGAGCCGAGUCCUCGUCUCCAGAUCAGCCUCUCAGCUACGUUCCCAGCCCCAUCUUCAAGAAGCUGCUGUACCUGCUCCCGAGACUGAUGCCGGAGUGCCGGCGGACGCCGCCUGCUGAGUCAGCAGAGGAGCAGAGCCUGUGGAGCAGCAGCAUGGACGGCAGCAGCUCCUGGAGGAGGACGGCCCUGCGCCUGUGGAGGCUCCCUGUGUUCCGCCAGCCGGCACCAGAGUGUCAGGUGAGUCCGUCCGUCCUGCAGGAAGUGGAGUGGCAGGGGCUGAGUCUAGGCUGUGUCCAGCUGUCCGUCGCUGAGUGGCUGACCUGGGAGCUGCAGGUGUCCAGGAGUGAAGAUGCGCUGAGCGACUCGGAGCGGCUGGAGUACCAUCAGUGGGCGUGUCUGGAUCACUUCCUGUCUGCGGCAGAGACCAGCGGCGGCUGUGAGGGAAACACCAGGAGCCUGGUGGCUCAUCUGCUGCAGGCCGUCAUGGAGCAUCAGCUCAGGAAGCCCCGCCCUCAGAGCUCAGACACCUGUCUGUCGGACAUCCUCGGCCGCCUGCAGGACCUGGUGCUGGACGAGGAGCUCGGCGCCCUCUACUGCAGCCGCCCGGACGCGCCGCAUCUCUCUGACUUCCUGUUUGAGCUGGUGUCUCAGAGGCUGUCGGACACGGAGAGCGUGGGAGCUGAGCUUGCUGUGACCGUGUGGAACAGGGUUCUUCUGGCUCUGCCGUCGGUGUGUUUCAUCAAAGUGGUGACCCUCGGUGGCAGGACGACUCUGGACUGCACAGCUCUGGUGAAGCACAUCAACCUGCACCAGAGGCGGGUCUGUGCCGCGGGCGGUGGCCUAUCCUUCCCGGUGACGUCUCACUUCCUGAAGGGCCUGCUGCGUGCCGCCACUCGCUGUGGACCCGCCGAGUUCAACAGGUGCUGGACUCAGAUCAGCCUGCAGUGUCCCCUGCUGCUGGUCUCCACCGUGCUGUGGUGGGAGCGUCUCUCUGCUGCCGCCACGUGUCGCCGUGACGGAGCUGAUCUUCCAGAGCCGCUGCAGCUUCUCUCCUCUGCUCAUCACUGGGCCUGCAGCGUGAGGACGGGGAAGCUGCUGCAGCCCCCCCCGCCCCCGGCCUCCGCCCCGCCGCUGCUGCUGGCCGCUGCUCUCUUCACAGCCUGGACAGCUGGAGACCUGAGCUCGGCGCUGGAGCUGCUGCGCCCCGACACGGACAGCCGACACCGAGAGGUGCUGGUCCACCUGCUGUUCCUGGCCGUCAGCAGCUACGUGUCGGCCUGGCUGCGCCCUCAGGAGUGGAGCCCGCAGCCUCCCCUGCGGCUCUGCUCGCAGGUCCUGGCCCGGCUGGCCCACUGGCCCGACUGGCUGCUGCUCUUCACACCUGACGCCGCUUCCAAGGCUGUGGCCCUGGCGACGCCCGCGGACGUGAGCCGGCUGCUGCCCUGGGCCUUCUUCAGGUGA
Synchiropus splendidus (mandarinfish) is the source of this 4063-nucleotide messenger RNA. It is a transcript of the gene fanca, whose product is annotated as Fanconi anemia group A protein. The transcript has 38 exons. Gene Ontology annotation, biological process: interstrand cross-link repair. Lineage: Eukaryota; Metazoa; Chordata; Actinopteri; Syngnathiformes; Callionymidae. Bases 125 to 4063 code for a protein of 1312 amino acids. Gene Ontology annotation, cellular component: Fanconi anaemia nuclear complex. The record is from RefSeq and is a predicted model, not a curated record.